This is a messenger RNA of Heterostelium album PN500, 216 nucleotides long. RefSeq lists its product as uncharacterized. The coding region runs from base 1 to 216 and encodes 71 amino acids. Lineage: Eukaryota; Evosea; Eumycetozoa; Acytosteliales; Acytosteliaceae. The transcript has a single exon. The record is from RefSeq and is a predicted model, not a curated record.
AUGAAUGUGGUCCUACCUUUGACGCAAAGUAUUGUAAAUGGAGUUGUUUCAAUUCUCGGUGGAAAGAAAGUAGUAUACUUUGCCGAACAAGUUGUUUACUAUCAAAACAAUCAUGGUGAAUUGAUCAAAUUGACUAGAGAACAAGUCGAACAAUAUAGGGAAUAUUUGGAAGUGUUUAUAAAUAGAAUCAAUGCUUUCACCUCAGAUAUGGCUUGA